Molecule: messenger RNA, 1720 nt
Organism: Physella acuta
Lineage: Eukaryota; Metazoa; Mollusca; Gastropoda; Physidae
Biological process (GO): positive regulation of protein autophosphorylation; positive regulation of cell population proliferation
Cellular component (GO): membrane
Molecular function (GO): growth factor activity; growth factor receptor binding
Source: RefSeq, a predicted model, not a curated record
UCACAUUGUGGUAGCUGAGAAACGCUACGGCCGCUCUGCGCAUGUCAGAGAAAGCAGUCGAUAAAAAGAACUAGGAACAAGCCGGAGGUAACAGUUCACAGAGGUGCAUCCACUUGGCCUCUGUUUUUACCGCUGCAGUGUAGGACUUGAACCACGGCUACCAACAAGUAGACUAUAGCGUUUGAUGAAUUCAGACUACAGUUCUGUGGAAGCCAAGUUACAAAAUUAUAUUUUGUAAAGUUGGAAUUUGUGAACAGAUUAACUUUUUUUUUCUCCUUGGAGUUAGAAAAAUCAAGACCGAACAAUGCAUCUAAAAAGCGCUCUUUUGAACUGUUUUGUUUUAGGAUUCAUUUGUACGAUGGUCAGAUGUAACGUGAUUGUGAGCACUGACUCGACCGUUGACACAACGCAACCACCCAGUGAAACAACCCAACCACCCAGCGGAACAGCACAGCCAACCAGCGGGCCAUCCCAACCAAGCUCUGGGCCAUCACAGCCAACCACUGAUACCAGCGGCUACGAAUCAGCUGAAACUUUAGAAGGUUUCCUGACGCUGUUUGCUAAUGACUCCAAGCCACAAGAGAUUUCAUAUAGUUUUGACAACGCUACAGGCAAGGCCGUCAUUUCAGCUGCCGGUGGUAGACUAGCAGAGUCAGACGACUGCUCUCCACGACCUACUACUGUGAGGAUUGAAGUACCGCUAGACAACCCGAGGGUACGGUACUUUCCCUUGUGUACCCGAAUAGAACGAUGUGGGGGUUGUACGGCCACGCCCAACGUGGCGUGUGUCCCCACCUAUGUGGAGCGCGUCAGCUACAAGGUGUUGAAAGGGGAAUACCCGUACGACGGCGCCCAACAUCUCAUGUUCCCAGGGUACGCCAAUGUCGUCAUCGAGCGUCACGUCACCUGCAGAGUCCAGUGCAUGCUCAACGCGGAAAAGUGCGGCCCCGGCAAGUCGUUUGACUCCUACAGGUGCAGCUGCCAGUGCCUGGACAUCCGCAGGUGCGAGCCGCCAUUUUUCUUCGACCCGGAGACGUGCCGGUGUAGUUGUGGUCCAGUCAACUGCUGCCCCGCGGGUCAGGCCACGCCCUGUCGUCUGGUUGUGAAUAACAGCACGUGCCUGUGUGACAUCGACAACAGAAUUCACAUCAGCACCGGCAACAGCAACGGCAACAGUUCGUCGCUUCAGGUAGUUCACAACGUCCCGGCGGAGACGACGCCACCACCAGCAACCCCGAGCACCACAACCGCAACAUCAUCAGCCAACGACCCCUGCGCGACAUACCCCUGCCCACCACGCACCUCCAAAUAUCUCACCCCACAAGGCUUAUGUAGCUGCCGAUUGGAUCGCCCCCGACCCCCAUUGCGAAGAAACUAAAAUUAUCUCAAACUUCGCAACAUCAACAUCAAGCAUUGGUUGUCGGCUUCAACACGCCUUCAAAAACAUUAUAUAUUUUUCUGCGAUAAAAAAAAAGUGAAAAAUAUUUUCUUAAUAUAUUGGACACCAAAUAACUGAAAAAACAAAACAAAACAAAGCUGUUCUUUAAUUCGUUUGCCCAAGCUGAUGAUUAGCCAACGUUUGCCAAACGUGUUAUGUAAAUUAUGCAUGCCAAUCUGACGAUUAACAUUGACAAAGAAAAAGUUCAAAAAGUUUUUUUUUAAUUAAUGAUAACUAAUGAACUUUUUCUGAUAUGUUUCAAAAUAAAACUAAAUAUUUAUA